GAUGAUGAAUUCCUCAGCUGAUAAAACACCAUUGUUUAAAUUUAUCAUAAUUGGAGAGAGUGGUAUUAAUUAAUAAUAUUAUCGAGGUGUUGGGAAAUCUUGUCUACUAUUGAGAUAUACAAAGGAUGAAUUCGUCUCUGAAUACAAUGUCACAAUUGGUGUAGAAUUCUCUUCAAAAACAGUGGAAAUUGAUUAAAAUACAAAAAUAAAAUUACAAAUUUGGGAUACAGCUGGAUAAGAAUCAUUUAGAUCAAUAGUAAGGUCCUUUUAUAGGAAUGUUACUGCAGUAUUUUUAGUCUAUAAUAUUACAAAGUAUAAUAUAAUUUCUAUAAAAUAGACGAGAGACAUUAGAGAAAUUAGAUGGAUGGUUAAAGGAGGCAAAAGAGAAUGCUUCACCAAAUAUAGUGACAGUUUUAGUUGGUGCAUAAAAUGAUUUGGAUGAUCAGUAUAAAUUCUAUAUCAUUAUUAGACGACAAGUCUCAUAUGAUGAAGGAAAAUCAUUUAUAGAUGAGAAGGGAAUCAAUUUAUUUUUUGAGACGAGUGCCAAAAGCAAUUAAAAUGUUGAACGGGUAUUGAGUGAAUUCUAUAAUAUGCAUUCACCGAAGCAGCCAAAUUGGUUUUCUUAAACUAUAUAAAUGAAACCAUGCGUAAAAAUGACAACAAAAUAUCUAUUGCAUUAUCUGAAUCCAAUGCUAAUACAUAAUAGUAGCUAUAACCAUAAAAGAAAAAGAAAAAUGACGACUCAGGGUGUUGUUGA
Molecule: messenger RNA, 757 nt
Organism: Paramecium pentaurelia
Lineage: Eukaryota; Ciliophora; Oligohymenophorea; Peniculida; Parameciidae
Source: the annotation of a GenBank genome assembly